GUGGCUCAUGUUGCGCCUUGGAAACAAGCUUAUGGUAUGGAACAGGUUUGGUUGGGAGAAUUCGCGAACCUCUUCCAGUCCUACCGACCUCAUCAAUGGAGCUUAUUCCCCGUCCACUCAGCGCCCAUAGGAUUGUGGAAUCAGUUUGUCGAUUCGGCCAAGGUGCGCUUCAGUUGCUUGGAGUGCGGUCACGGUUGGACGUCCAUGAAAGGAAGAAUCGCAUACUGGUUCGUACAGGCAUCGAACGGGGAGGGAUUCAUCGCUUUUAAGCUGUACGGACAACAAUGUGAUAAGUGUAAAAGUGGUCGCUUCCAAUCCGCCAUGUGGUAUCCCGAGGAGGUGGUCAAGGUUCUUGUCAAUUUAUACAAUCGUGUGGGACAGGUCUACUACGGUUUUAUCGAGCCACCGAUCCAGAAAACCCGAAGGGCAGGCAAACCUCGCACCCCCCACAACGCCUCCCUGUGUCAAGCGUGCUAUGACGGCGUUUGUACUGAGCAGAAUCGACUGACUUGAAGUUCCGCGCUGUCCACGGAAACUCCGCGGAAUCACGCCUACGACUCGAAGGAGGCCGAAGUCGCAAAGUAUUCUCACAUCGAAGUAUGGCCAAGGGACGUAGAUAAUAAUGCGACACUUUUUGUUCUUAACACCAGCAGAACGAUUUUCAUGAAUGACAAGCGCACAUCACUCUAAUCGGUAGAAGAAAGCGGUGAGACCUAUUCGAUGGGUCCCUCCGAGAUGCACCACAUAUUCGGUCCGAUGGAUCAGGAUGUCCGAUUCCGCGCACGGAAUACAAUUGGUCUUUAGUUCGAUCGGCUCCACGGGCGAACAGGCCGAUGACUUCCCUCGAACGGUGGACCCAUUCGACAGAGUUCGCUACAUGGGCGAGCUUGCGGUGAGUCGUGCAUUCAGUCGGACCUCCAGACCAGAUUCAUGGAUCCGUAGGUGGAUUCGAGGCGAGGAUAUCCGAGGGAUAUCCGUGAUGUAAGCUCCAGAAUCAAUGUCCUCCUUCCUUUGAAAAAAAUCUAAUUUCAUUCGCCUGCGAAUGU
Molecule: messenger RNA, 1046 nt
Organism: Galendromus occidentalis (western predatory mite)
Lineage: Eukaryota; Metazoa; Arthropoda; Arachnida; Mesostigmata; Phytoseiidae
Product: receptor-transporting protein 3
Exons: 4
Coding region: 37-513 (158 amino acids)
Biological process (GO): protein insertion into membrane; protein targeting to membrane
Molecular function (GO): olfactory receptor binding
Source: RefSeq, a predicted model, not a curated record